Molecule: messenger RNA, 885 nt
Organism: Bipolaris maydis ATCC 48331
Lineage: Eukaryota; Fungi; Ascomycota; Dothideomycetes; Pleosporales; Pleosporaceae
Source: RefSeq, a predicted model, not a curated record
AUGCUCCGCGACGCUAGCUACAGUGUCAAGCUUGUGGAAUACAGAUCCAAUUACAGAGGUAUCUACUUUGUGUCCUCAACAGUUUGGAGUGAAAAUGAUGCGAAAUGGACUGUGAAGUUAAACACCGGAGAGACUUACAAGGUGAAGUUCUUACUGCUGAACACCGGCUUUGCAGCGAAACAGGUGGAUGUUGUCGGCACUGGAUCAACUGGCAUCCAAUUGGCCCAAGAACUAAGCAAGGUCACGGGCCAUCCUAUUGUGUUCCAACGGACGCUGAAUAUGUCGUUGCCAAUGGGACAAGUGAACUACGAGCCCCCUCCCAAGCAGGCUAUUCCCAAGCCCGAUUAUCCGAAGCUCUUUGAUGAACAGCCAACAAAAGGUAAGAUCAAUGAAUCCAAGGUUGCAGACAUUCUUGCACCUAUAGAACAACCGUCCGCCUUUGGAUGUAAACGCAUCUCGCUAGAGAAUAAAUAUUUUGAGAUGUACAACAGGCCGAACGUCUCUUUGGUCGACAUCAGUGACAAAGGUACACCGAUCCAGGAAAUCACUGAAAACGGAAUCAAAACCAUUGAUAGUGACUUGAGUGAGCAUUGGAAAGAAGGCACGAAGACGUAUCUCGGUAUGGAAGUGGCAGGCUUCCCUAACAUGUUCUUUACAUAUGUUCUGCAAGCCCCAACUGCCUUGUCACAGGAGAGAAGUGGAGAUGAAUGGAAGGAGCUAAUAUGGAAGCUUGCGAACGCCUCCUUACUAGCGAGCUGGUACAUGGGCACCAACAUUCCAGGGAAGACCAGGGAGCCGUUGAUCUACCUUGGUGUAGUGCCGAAUUCUUACAAGAUCAUCCACGAAACGGCAACGAGCGGGUAUAUUGGAUUCGAUUUCUCGUAG